UUGGUGAGUUUUUUGGGGAGGGAAUUCGGAAAAAUCGAAGAAAUCGAUAAAAAAUUCUGUAAAUUUUGAAAAGGAUAUAAAUCAGCUAUUUUUGAAACAGUAGAAAAUUGAGCGCAAAAGAAUUUUUCGAAAUUUUUUUUUGUUUUAUUUCACUUUUUUUCGGUUUUAAUUUUCACAAUUCAGAAUCGAAAGAUUUUUUCCUAAAGUAUAAAAGACUAAUUAUCAAAAUCAUCCAAAACUUCAAAAAUUAUCAAUAAUUUUUGAAACAGUGAAAUUUUAUUUUCUACCAAACCCGACUAGGGGCUGUUAGCCCCCAGGCGUAACAGUCUUCUCAUUUAUUUCAGUUUCACUUUUUUCUGUAAUUAUAUUUUGAACCUAAUUAUUGUUGGAAUUUUGAAAAAAAAAAAACUAAAAGAGAGAAUUAUUUUAAAUUAUUUCACGUGUACGUGUGACGUAUCAUAGGUGGCGAUGACCAAACCGCCCAUAUUUUUCAUUAUUUUUUUUUGUGUGGAGUUCCUCCCAGUUUUUUUUUGCGUUGCACAUUUUUUGGGGGGGUUUUCAUUAUGUUUUUUAUUUUUUCGGCUUCUUUUCGGGUUAACAUCAGAUAGUAAAUUAGAUGUAUUUGUAGAUUAGCUAUAAAGACAAAUAAGAUUCAUUUCAACACUUUUCCAAUUCGAAUCAAUUAUUUCCAAGUACUUGUUUGUAUACAACAUUUCUCGCGAGUAUUCCAUUUCUGCUUGAUUUGUCAUCCGAGUUAUUUCUUUUCCAGUGUAAUAUCUGAAUAUCUGUUGAUUUUCUAACACGACUCAAAGCAACAUAUAAUUGCCCAUGUGAGAAAACAUCACUAUUCAAAUAUAAUCCAGUUCUUUCCAAUGUUUGGCCUUGAGCCUUAUUUAUGCUAAAGGCAUAAGCAAGUCUCAAUGGGAAUUGGAGUCUUUUAAAUCCACACUCUUUUGAUGACAAUCCUGAUGUUGUUAGGUAUUGUCUGUGGAAAAAGGCUCUUGGCAAUUUGCCAUUCUUAGUUUUAGGUUCACAUUCAAUGAUCUAUAAAAAUAUGUAAUCAUAUUGAGUACCUGAAAUUUUCGGAAUUAUUUUAAUUUUUCUAAGUUUUGGUAUACCGUAUUGUUGAUACGUAAUGCAGUUUUUUAAUCAAUUCUUCGAUUUCAAUCACCCCAUAAACAUCAUCCAGUCAAAAAAAAAAGUCAUAUUCAAAAUUUUUAGGGAGUUAAAACAGCAAAAGCGACGUAUAUAAUCCAAAAUUCUCUGGGAGAGGGUGGAUUUGGUUCUGUAUAUGAAGUGAUUCAAAAAAAUACCAAAAAGAAAUUUGCAAUGAAAGUCGAAAAACACCAAAAAAACAAACACUUGCUUCUACAAAUGGAAGUAUAUAUUUUGAACGUGAUGGAAGAGUCAGAAAAACGAAUAUGGUUCACAAAAUUGGUAGACAAAGGAUGUUAUGCGAACGAUGGUUAUAGUUUUAUUAUUAUCGAAAUAUUAGGACCAAGUUUGUACGAAUUGAAAAAUAGAUCAGCGCCAUUUUUAUUUUCCACUUCGACUGGCUUAUCGGUGAUUCAGCAAUGCUUAUUUGCAUGCGAACAAAUCCAUCAUCAAGGAAUAGUCCAUCGCGACAUCAAACCAGGAAACUUUGCCUGUGGGCUAAAUGAUAGAAAAAACAUCAUUUUUAUGAUCGAUUUUGGUAUUGCAAGGCGAAUAGUUGAUGGAAACGGAAAAAUGAAAGAAUUUCGAACUGGAUUAGCCUUCAAAGGAACUCCAAAGUUUGCAUCUUUAACUUGUCAUCAAAGAAACGACAUUGGUUUCAAAGAUGACAUUGAAUCCCUUCUUUAUAUGCUAUGUGACUUGAUAUCAAGAAAAGGUUUACCUUGGAAGAAUGAGUAUGACGAGCAAAUUAUUAUGAAAAUGAAAGAGAUUGCAUGGAGUGAUAUUGGAUCCCUUUUCAAUGGAUUGGAAUGUUGCAAAGAAUUGUCAGAUAUUUUCAAUUAUAUCAUUAGAUUGAAGUAUUCCGAUGAUUUAGAUUAUUUGUUCAUCUCCAAACAACGUAUUCUUGCCUGUAAAAAUCAUGGAGAAGAUAUCACAGCUCCAUUUGAUUGGGAAAAUAAUAUCAUCAACGGUUCGGAAAACAAUAAGUAAGUGUUUUUUUAUCAGAUGUUUUCAAUAAUCUGUUCGAAUUAUUUUAGAUUAUCAAUCGAUAUCGAAGAUGGAAAUGAUCAAAAAUACUUAUUGAGUGAUAGACAAGAAUUAAUUAUAAUCAAAUUAUUAAUAAUCAAAAAUUAA
Molecule: messenger RNA, 2289 nt
Organism: Caenorhabditis angaria
Lineage: Eukaryota; Metazoa; Nematoda; Chromadorea; Rhabditida; Rhabditidae
Source: the annotation of a GenBank genome assembly